Rhodamnia argentea is the source of this 1687-nucleotide messenger RNA. RefSeq lists its product as uncharacterized. The transcript has 9 exons. Bases 273 to 1490 code for a protein of 405 amino acids. The record is from RefSeq and is a predicted model, not a curated record. Lineage: Eukaryota; Viridiplantae; Streptophyta; Magnoliopsida; Myrtales; Myrtaceae.
CUCAUUUCCCUUUCCCAAACGUAUUUUCCUUAAUCGGAAGCCGGGAAGGACCUUCUGCAACAAGCUCCUUCUUCCAUGCGGUCACUCGCUCAAGCUUUGCCUCUACCCGCUCGCACGAGAGAGAGGACGAAGCGCACCGACGUUUCAGCUUCUGUGCUCUAUAUAAACCCUCGGUCACGGCCGAUCCGAUUCGCCUCGCGGACGGAGCAGAACGAUCCUCAAAGUGACCGAACCUUCUCCCAGUUUAAAGUUUCGGGUUUGCUGUAACUAUCAUGGCGUACGUUCCUCCGCACAAGCGACAUUCGAAGGAGCGCGGUGGCCCGUCCCCUGUUCCGGCGUCGCUUUCGCGUCAGUUCAAGAAAGGUCUUAACUUUAGGUCGCCCAAAGCUAACGCUCAUCAGAGUGGGAAGAUCGUCUAUGCAAACACGGCGAUUUCCAGAUGGUUGGCUGUUGGUUUGGACGAUGAUGGAGAUCAUCUUCCUUCUGGGGUCUUUCUCAAGCCGGUCUCGGUUGAGGCCGUUGAAAGGAGAUCAGGAGAGAAACCGCUAGCCUUAGCCAAAAGUUGUGUGGCUAAUGAAGAUGAUGAGACAGGUCGGGACCGUGGCAAGAAGCCUUGGGUACAUAUAGCCGAAACUGUGAUGCCGGAUUUAGUUUCUUCAUUCGAAGUUGUGAGAAGUGAGAUUGAGGGUCAGAGCAUGGAAGAAAUAAAGCCAACAUUGGUUGCUAGAUUCGGAAAAAUUCUUUUUCAUGGGAGUCCUUCAUUUCCAGCGGAAACUUGUGGAGAUAUGGAUACUGAGACCUCUUUGAGACAGUUGAAAAGAUCAUUUUACACAAAUAUUCCUCCCUCUUUUGUGGAAAAUGUGACUCUUAGAAUUAUACCAGAGAUUGGCCUUAAUUUUGAAGGUGAAAAGGAUAUAUAUCAUGUCAAGUUAUCCGACAAGUACAGGCCAGAUUCGACUAUCUCCUGCAAAUGUAGUGUUUCUGAGGCAGACCAGAGACUCGAACUCUAUAAGGUCGAAUUAAACCAGGUGCGACACAUGGUAGUUGAUGUUUCAUGCCUCAGUAAGGAUUUGGACAUGAGGUUAAUGUUAUGCACCAAGAGAAUCUUGACAGCUAUUAGCGAAAAGGAAAAGGACAGCAUUGGGGAUUUGAUUUCUUCUGCAGUUAUAGAUUCUAGUGUUAAAGGGGGUUUAAGAUGGCCUGUGGGCAAGGAAUCUUCUGGAGAUAGAUACAGCAUUGUUGGAGUUUGGCAUACAAUCUCUAAAACUUAUAAGAAUUCAUCCAUGAGGCUGAAGGUGAGACAUGCUGAUCGAUUUGAUUUUGGGAUCUCCCAUGGGGAAGUUACUGAAGAAACUGUCGUGAAGUUGAAAGGCAUAACUUCUGAAUUGCAUGGAGACAGUCUGGGAACUGAUCUAACCUCUGAUAUGCUGAAAGAUGCAGUAAAAAUGAUGUGGGAGCGCUUCUUACCUUGUGGAAAUACAGUCAUCUGAAUUGGCCUCUCUUUCUCAGUGUGUAAAUGUGUGGGUGAGAGCGAGAAUGUAAAUGAAUCUCAUGGUGAUUGUGUGAGUUCGUCUUGUGAGAAUGUAUGUAAGGGCUCAAAAACAUGGGCCUCAUUCUCUUUUCUCGCCUUGUGGGCCUCUAGCAGUUUGCUUGAAAAUGAGAUCUUUUUAAUUAUAGUGAUUUGGUG